CUAAUGGCUACUACACUCCUGACAUUGAGUAGCUCUGCAGCUGCUAGUCAAAUUUCCACGAGUUUAAACUCCACAGGAUUUCCUCCUUGCGACGCCCUGAUUGAAUCUGGCUUUAGCAAUCGACUUCUUUUCGCCACGGACCCGGAAUAUGAGCCUCGCAUUGAGAGCUAUUGGGCCUGGAACACACGACGACACCCCUAUUGCAUUGUUCAGCCCCAUAAUGCAAAGGAAGUAUCUACUGCAAUGACCGCACUGUUAGAGAGUGACGCUGGAGCUGGUGAUGGGACCGGUGCCGGCGCCUGGUAUAUUGCAGUCCGUGCAGGUGGCCAUAAUCUUGGAUACUCAAACAACAUCGAUACCGGAGUGACCAUUGACUUGCAAUACCUGAAUCAAACCACUUAUGACCGCAAAACAAACAUUGCCAGCGUUAGCCCUGGCAGCCACUGGGAAGAUGUUUAUGCAGAACUACACAAGCACGGCGUUGUCGUGACUGGUGGUCGCGAUGGUGAUGUCGGGGUCGGUGGUUUUCUGCUGGGUGGUGGCUCCACUUAUUACAUGGCGCAAACGGGCUUUGGCUGUGACUCUAUCACGAACUUUGAGGUUGUUCUGACCAAUGGUACCAUUGUUAACGCGAAUAAGGACGAGCACUCUGAUCUGUGGAAAGCUUUGAAGGGUGGUGGUAGCAAUUUUGGUAUUGUCACUCGGUACGACAUGGAGGCCCUAGAGGACAAGAACAUUGCGCAUGGCCAACGAACAAUGCUGGGAAACCACUCUACGGAGCUAGUGGAUGCGGUGGUUGACUUUACUAACAACCAGAAGAGAUUUGACAAGGAUGCCCUAGUUGCAAUUUUGGUGCACAAGGGGGGAGAGGAUAUCCUGGCGACGAUUGAAGUCAACACUGACGGCGUUACUAACAGUACUGCGUUCAAUAAACUGAGACAGAUUCCACAGACAUCGCCAUUCACUCAAGACGUUGCGCCUCUCUCUGUGGCGGCCGCGAACACAACUCUCCCUGGAAACGCCUGCAUCGUCUUUUUCCAGCCGCUACCUUCAUUCUUCGCCGAAAUCAGCGAGGAGAAGGGGGGCAACAUGUUUGCAGACACCUUGAAAGAUCACAAUGCCAUUCUCUGGACUGCAGGUGUGUUCGUGUACACCAAUCAAUCCGAUUUCGCUGUCGCUCAAUUUCGGAUGAAUGAAAUGGUUGCGGAGCUUAAGAGCUUUUCAUCCUCAGUUGGUGGAGAGAAUCCACUGAUUUAUCUGAACUAUGCCGAUUUUUCGCAGAAUCCCCUCGGGAGCUACCCCAAGGAGAAUGUGGACUACAUGCGAAAGGUCGCGGCUAAAUAUGAUCCAACGGGAGCAUUUCAGACACGAUUCCCUGGCGGCUUCAAAAUCUCCAGAGUAGAAGCCUAA
This is a messenger RNA of Aspergillus bombycis, 1410 nucleotides long. RefSeq names its product FAD-binding oxidoreductase. Gene Ontology annotation, molecular function: FAD binding. Lineage: Eukaryota; Fungi; Ascomycota; Eurotiomycetes; Eurotiales; Aspergillaceae. The transcript is spliced from 3 exons. The annotation marks the transcript as partial. The record is from RefSeq and is a predicted model, not a curated record.